Messenger RNA from Erythranthe guttata (spotted monkey flower), 1537 nucleotides. RefSeq lists its product as uncharacterized. The record is from RefSeq and is a predicted model, not a curated record. Gene Ontology annotation, molecular function: UDP-N-acetylglucosamine 1-carboxyvinyltransferase activity. NCBI's taxonomy places the organism in Eukaryota, Viridiplantae, Streptophyta, Magnoliopsida, Lamiales, Phrymaceae. Gene Ontology annotation, biological process: UDP-N-acetylgalactosamine biosynthetic process.
UUGCGUCCAUCUUCCCAAAACCAAACCCCAUUGUUUCGCCCCUGCAAGAAAAUGGCUUCAAAUUUCAACCCGAACCCAAACCCAAACCCAAACCCUUCUCUCAUUCUCCCAAUCCCACAACACACGAAACCCCAAACCAACUUCCCUCAGAAGCCACCACCUCUCCCCGCCGACCCAGAUCCGAAACUCAUGAUAACCGGCGGCGCCAAGCUCUCCGGCCAUGUUCCCAUCAGCGGCUCCAAGAACUCAGCUUUGUCUGUAUUGGCCGCCACCCUUUGCUGCUCCGGCUCUUCGAAGCUCACAAACGUCCCCAAUUUGUCCGAUACGCGAACAAUGGCCUCCAUUUUGGGCUCUUUGGGUGCCCAAAUUGAGUUUUCCGGCAACGACGUCAUCGUGAAUUCGGAUCGGGUCGGGUCCGUGGAGCCCGAUGCUGCACUCGUCGGCGAUAUCAGAGGUGGCUUUUUCGUCGUCGGACCUUUGCUCGGCCGAUUCGGUGAGGCCGUCGUCGCCUUGCCCGGUGGUUGCGAUAUUGGGGCCCGGCCCGUGGAUAUCUACAUUCGCGGGCUUCGGGCUCUUGGCGCUGUUGUUGAAGUUAGGGAGAACAAAGUGGUGGCACAUGCUGCAAAUGGGAAAGGACUUGUUGGCGGGAAGUUUCGACUCGACUACCCUAGCGUGGGAGCAACCGAAACUCUAAUGAUGGCAGCGUGCUUGGCCGAAGGGAAAACACUCCUCUCGAAUGUCGCUCGAGAACCGGAAAUAUAUGAUCUUGCUUGCUUCCUAAUGAAGAGUGGGGCCCAAGUGGAAGGUGUGGGCUCGGACAAGAUUUGCAUCUACGGAAAUAAUCGAUUGCACGGCACGGAAUAUGGACUUAUGCCGGAUCGAAUUGAAACGGGCACUUUCAUACUUGCUGCUGCAAUUACUCGAUCUUCCAUUUCUCUCUCGCCUGUUUUUCCUAACUGGCUAUCGAGUUUGAUUGACAAGCUAUUAUAUGCUGGAUGCAAAAUUACACACAAUCACGACACUUUGGAGCUUUCGAGCAGUAAAGAGGAAUUACGAGGUUUUGAUAUAAGAACACUUCCUUACCCGGGAUUCCCUACGGAUCUCCAACCUCAGACAAUGGCGUUGCUUUCGACAUGCAAUGGUUUAAGCAUUGUCCAAGAAUCCGUGUUUGAAAACCGCAUGACUCAUGUGAAAGAAUUGGAGAAGCUUGGAGCCAAAAUACAGGUUUGUGGGAGUACUGCAUUGAUCUAUGGACUAGAGAAAGGAAAUAAAUUGAGUGGGACAAGAGUUGUUGCUGCUGAUUUAAGAGGCGGGGUGUCGUUAGUGUUGGCUGGAUUAGCUGCUGAGGGUAUUACCGAAGUUAAUGGGUUGUCGCAUAUUGACCGUGGUUACGAGAAUUUGGAGACGAAGCUUCGACUACUUGGAGCUCGUGUCGAAAGAUUGGAUUUUGUAUAGACCCUUUGGUUGGAGUUUUACCCACCCAUGUAGAGUUUGAUUGUUUCAACUCCAAUAUUUUGUGACAUUUGCUGGUUUCUUA